UUUCCGGUGCCAUAAAUCGAUCAAUUGGCAUUGCACUCGUCUUCCUUUCUCCCUACACACUGUCCAGUGCCUCGCUGAAUCCGAGGCCCCGUCGUCUGAGCUCCCAUCUGGUUUUAAGCUGGUGCCAAUCGUUCAUCAUCCGAACCAUGGCCUUCCGACUACCGGCGAGCCGGCUUUGCAAAGCCGUGGCAGUGCCGGCCAGCACAGUCCGACCAAUGCGAACCCCAGGACUCUCGAGGCAUACAUCACAAAAGCAGCUACGAUGGCUUGCAACGCCGACACCGCAGCAUCCCGAAACGCAAAAUGCUACUGGCUCUAGGGGCCCGACGGCUAUGGUGUUCCUGAACAUGGGCGGGCCAUCUACGACUGACGAAGUGGGAGACUUUCUCAGCAGACUUUUUUCGGAUGCCGAUCUCAUCCCCUUGGGACGGCUCCAAGGCUACAUCGGGCCUCUUCUCUCGAAGCGCCGGACGCCAAAAAUUCAGAAGCAGUACGCCGCUAUUGGAGGAGGAUCGCCAAUCCGGAAGUGGUCUGAGCUUCAAUGCGCGGAGAUGUGCAAGCUUCUAGACAAGAUAUCUCCCGAGACGGCGCCACAUAAACCCUAUGUCGCGUUCCGGUACGCCAACCCGCUCACCGAGGACAUGUAUGAGAGACUAUUGGCCGACGGCUUUGGCAAUGGCAAUGGCGGGAGAGCUGUAGCCUUCACGCAGUAUCCUCAGUACUCGUGCUCCACAACGGGGAGUAGCAUCAACGAGCUGUGGAAGUGGAGGCAGAGACUGGAAGGCAAGUCGGGGCCGUUGGAAGAUGGCAAUGAUGGCGCCAUUGAGUGGAGCGUGAUUGACCGGUGGCCUGUCCACCCGGGUCUUGUCGAAGCAUUUGCCAGAAAUAUUGAGGAGAAGCUGGCCGAGUACCCCGAGGAACGCAGGGACAAGGUUGUCUUGCUCUUCUCGGCGCACAGUUUGCCAAUGUCUGUGGUUAACAGAGGCGACCCCUAUCCUGCUGAGGUGGCCGCGACUGUCUACGCGGUGAUGCAGCGGCUCAAGUUUUCCAACCAGUACCGGCUGUGCUGGCAGUCGCAGGUAGGGCCCCAGCCGUGGCUCGGCCCACAGACAGCGACGUCGGUCAAAGAAUACAUUGCAAAAGGGCAGAAGGACCUCGUCCUGAUCCCGAUAGCAUUUACCUCUGACCAUAUCGAGACGCUCUACGAACUCGACAAGGAGAUCAUCAGGGAGUCGGGCCACGCCGACACAGUCAAGCGCGUCGAGAGCUUGAACGGAAACCCGAUUUUUAUCGAGGCGCUGGCAAACCUGGCCAAGUCUCACUUGGACAGCGGGAUCACGGCCUCGUUGCAGAUGGGCCUGCGGUGUCCAGGCUGUAAAAGCGAUCGAUGUGCAGAGUCGAAGAAGUUCUUCGCCGGGCAGCCAGCGUUGGCAGCGCCGUAAAGAGACAUGCACAGC
Lasiosphaeria miniovina is the source of this 1457-nucleotide messenger RNA. RefSeq lists its product as uncharacterized. Gene Ontology annotation, cellular component: mitochondrion. Gene Ontology annotation, molecular function: protoporphyrin ferrochelatase activity. Gene Ontology annotation, biological process: heme biosynthetic process. The transcript has 3 exons. Lineage: Eukaryota; Fungi; Ascomycota; Sordariomycetes; Sordariales; Lasiosphaeriaceae. The record is from RefSeq and is a predicted model, not a curated record. The coding region runs from base 147 to 1442 and encodes 431 amino acids.